ACCACUACUAUUUUCAUUUCUUUGCCUUUCUUCUUCUUCAUCUUUUAAUCUGUUUUUCUCCGUUUUCUCUGAGGAGGAGCUUCGAUUAUUAGAAUGAAGGAAAGGCUCCAGGACACUCUUUCUUCCCACAGGAAUGAACUUGUUUCUCUGCUCUCCAGGUAUAUUGCUCAGGGAAAAACCAUACUUCAGGCCCAUCACCUGGUAGACGAGCUAAACAAUGUCAUUCAAGAAGAUGAAGGAAUGCAAGAGCUAAAAGAUAGCCCCUUUGGCAAAGUCCUGCAAUCUGCACAGGAAGCAAUAAUCUUGCCUCCAUUUGUGGCCAUUGCAAUUCGUCCAAGACCUGGUGUUUGGGAAUACGUUCGUAUUAAUGUUUAUGAACUCAGUGUGGACCAUUUGAGUGUGGCAGAGUAUCUUCGGUUCAAAGAAGAACUAGUGGAUGGACAGAGCAAUGGCAAUUAUGUGCUUGAACUUGAUUUUGAGCCAUUUAAUGCAACAUUCCCUCGACCAACCCGGUCAUCAUCCAUUGGUAAUGGAGUUCAGUUCCUUAACAGACAUCUAUCUUCGAUUAUGUUUCGUAAUAAAGAAAGUUUGACGCCCCUGCUAGACUUUCUUCGUGCACAUAAACAUGAUGGUCAUGCAAUGAUGCUAAACGAUCGGAUUCAGAGCAUACCAAAACUUCAGUCUGCUUUGGUGAGGGCAGAGGAAUAUCUUUCUAAGCUCCAACAGACAACACCAUAUUCUGAGUUUGAGUUUGAGUUUCAAGGAAUGGGUUUUGAGAGAGGGUGGGGUGACACGGCUCAAAGGGUGUCUGAAAUGGUGCAUCUUCUCUUGGAGACUCUUCAAGCUCCCGAUCCAUCUACCUUGGAAACAUUUCUAGGGAGAAUUCCAAUGGUGUUCAAUGUUGUCAUUGUGUCUCCACAUGGCUAUUUUGGCCAAGCAAAUGUCUUAGGUUUGCCUGACACUGGUGGACAGAUUGUUUAUAUACUCGAUCAAGUUCGUGCAUUGGAAAAUGAUAUGCUUCUUAGGAUACAAAAACAAGGACUGGAUGUUAUUCCUAGAAUUCUUAUUGUUACUCGGCUGAUACCUGAUGCGAAAGGGACAACAUGCAACCAAAGAUUGGAAAGAAUCAGCGGUACAGAACACACAUGCAUUUUGCGAGUUCCUUUUAGGACUGAGAACGGAAUUCUACGCAAUUGGAUUUCAAGGUUUGAUGUGUGGCCAUACUUGGAGACAUUCGCAGAGGAUGCAUCAAAUGAAAUUUCUGCUGAGCUGCAAGGUGUUCCAGAUCUCAUCAUUGGCAACUACAGUGAUGGAAAUCUUGUUGCAACUUUGCUAUCCUAUAAACUUGGAAUCACACAGUGCAAUAUCGCUCACGCAUUGGAGAAAACGAAGUAUCCAGAUUCUGAUAUAUAUUGGAGAAAAUAUGAAGACAAGUACCACUUUUCAAGUCAAUUUACAGCUGAUCUUAUUGCAAUGAACAACGCAGAUUUUAUAAUCACCAGUACAUACCAAGAGAUAGCAGGAAGCCACAAUAAUGUUGGACAGUAUGAAAGCCACACAGCUUUCACUCUUCCUGGCCUGUAUCGAGUUGUUCACGGGAUUGAUGUAUUCGAUCCCAAGUUUAAUAUCGUCUCUCCAGGUGCAGACAUGUGCAUAUAUUUCCCAUACUCUGAGAAGGAAAUGAGACUAACUGCUCUACAUGGCUCAAUUGAAGAACUCUUAUUUAGUACCGAGCAGAACGAUGAGCAUGUUGGUUUAUUGAGUGAUCAAUCAAAGCCUAUCAUCUUCUCCAUGGCAAGACUCGAUAGAGUGAAAAACUUAACUGGUCUAGUUGAGUGCUAUGGCAAGAGCAGCAAGCUAAGAGAGCUGGUAAACCUUGUCGUGGUUGGUGGUCACAUAGACAUUAAGAACUCCGUGGAUAGAGAAGAAAUGCAGGAGAUAGAGAAGAUGCACAGCAUCAUUGAGAAAUAUAAAUUGAAGGGCCAGUUUCGUUGGAUAGCAGCUCAAAUGAACCGUGCUCGUAAUGGUGAGCUAUACCGCUACAUAGCUGAUAUGAAAGGUGCUUUCGUGCAGCCUGCCUUCUAUGAAGCUUUUGGCCUCACGGUUGUGGAAGCAAUGACCUGUGGUCUCCCUACAUUUGCAACUUGUCAUGGUGGUCCUGCUGAGAUCAUUGAGCAUGAUGUUUCAGGGUUCCAUGUUGAUCCAUAUCAUCCUGACCAAAUGGCUGCACUACUAGUGGACUUCUUCGAAAAGUGCCAGAAGGAACCAGGAUACUGGGACAAGAUCUCCGGUGGAGGGCUAAAACGAAUCUAUGAAAGGUACACCUGGAAAAUAUACUCAGAGAGACUGCUGAACUUAGCUGGGGUUUAUGGGUUCUGGAAGUACGUGUCUAAGCUUGAGAGGCAAGAAACGAGGAGAUAUUUGGAAAUGUUUUACAUUCUCAAGUUCAGAGAUUUGGUGAAGUCUCUUCCUUUGGCAGUAGACGAGCAGCAUUGAACGAAUUAGCAUGGCAAGGAAAAGCACUACUCUGUUUUGUUAAUGUGGAAUGAAGACUAUUUCCAGAACUAUGUUUUUUUAAGUUUAUAUUUUCAUUUAGUGGAACUAUGUUGGCUUGUUUGCUUUGAAUUUGAGGAUCAGAGUUGGAUGUUAAAGGUUGGAGCUUA
Messenger RNA from Ziziphus jujuba (common jujube), 2663 nucleotides. RefSeq names its product sucrose synthase 2. The record is from RefSeq and is a predicted model, not a curated record. Gene Ontology annotation, molecular function: sucrose synthase activity. Lineage: Eukaryota; Viridiplantae; Streptophyta; Magnoliopsida; Rosales; Rhamnaceae. Bases 94 to 2496 code for a protein of 800 amino acids. Gene Ontology annotation, biological process: sucrose metabolic process. The transcript is spliced from 15 exons.